Molecule: messenger RNA, 3054 nt
Organism: Gloeophyllum trabeum ATCC 11539
Lineage: Eukaryota; Fungi; Basidiomycota; Agaricomycetes; Gloeophyllales; Gloeophyllaceae
Exons: 5
Coding region: 1-3054 (1017 amino acids)
Biological process (GO): vesicle transport along microtubule; establishment of mitotic spindle orientation; microtubule organizing center organization
Cellular component (GO): cytoplasmic microtubule; microtubule associated complex; kinetochore
Molecular function (GO): microtubule plus-end binding; dynein complex binding
Source: RefSeq, a predicted model, not a curated record
AUGUGUGCUCUACAUUUACAUGGUAUUAUAGUUGCCCGAGCAUGCAAGCAAGCUUUCAAAGAUACUGAUGAACUCAUUGAUAAAUACAAGGCAAAGUUUGAGGAAUAUAGGAGAGCCUUUGACUCCAACAAUAUACACCAAAUCCAGAUUGAGUGCAUCCAGAUCAUGGACAAACUGGAACAAAUGGAAAUAGAUCUCAAGGAUAUUCCUUAUGCUGCUGGUGCUUCAUUUCAAUCCUCCAAGGCUUGCUUACCUGGUACUCGCAAGGCUCUCCUGGAUGAAAUAUCUCAGUGGAUUAUUGGGGACAAAAAAGAACAGAUCUUUCUACUUACAGGUGGUGCUGGGACUGGUAAAUCCACAGUGGCCCAUACUAUUGCAAGACAGUUCAAGGAUUUGGGCCGACUAGGUUCUCCAUUUUUCUUUGGGACAGGUGGAACGCCUCUUGAGCUCUUUGGCACCAUUGCCCGUGAUCUCUCUGCGCUUAUUCCAGAAGUGAGGGCAAGACUGUCAAAAGUUGAUACUUCAUCUCGCAAUACCCCAGAUAUUGCAGAUCAAUUCAAGUACUUUCUGCUUGAUGCCACCAGUGGACUUGAAAUUGUGGGGCCUGUGGUAAUAGUCAUUGAUGCCCUGGAUGAAAGUGGAGAUAUUCACGCCUGUAAAAGGUGUCUGGAGAUCUUGGCCAACAAUAUCCACCUUCUUCCACCCAGCUUCCGCUUUCUUCUCACUUCUCGCCCAGACCCUAAUAUCGAGAAAGCUUUGCCCCAGGCAUGCAAGAAGCAGAUGGAACGUGUUCAAGGAACUUCCAGGGAUAUCUCAGAAUAUAUUUUUGCCACCUUGAAACCCCAGGGCAAAUUAUUGGAAGGUCUCCCAACUAAUACUUGUGAAGAGCUGGCUAAACAUGCAGGAGACCUAUUUCAAUGGGCAUCUGUGGCCUGCAAUUUCAUCAAGGAGCAAGUGGAAUGGGAAGAAGCAGGAGUUCUUCCAUCACAGAAAUUCUCCCAAAUUAUUUUGAAUGCCUCCCGGAAAUCCACACAAGAUCUGAAUGGUCUUUAUAGAGAGGUCCUCAAUAGACUCUUCCCAGAGGAGAGGGAGGCAGCAUUGAGACUCUUCCACAGUUUCGUUGGGCCAAUCCUGGCAUCAUACCAAGCACUCUCAAUGAAGAGUCUGUCUAGGUUGCUCUCUGAGCCUUUGGAGAAUAUCCAAGAGGUCCUGAAAUUCAUGGGCCCAUUCUUGGAUGGUGUAGCACCUAAGAGCAACCUGCCUAUUCGACCUCUGCACCAGUCCUUCUAUGAGUUCCUGACAACCUCUGACCAAGCAGGGCGGUUCUUCAUCAACCUCAAUGCACACCAUCAGAUGUUGUUGGAAAGGUCACUGGACUUGAUUAACCAUGACCUCACCUUCAACUACUGCAGGCUCCAAACAUCUCACAAAUCCAACUUGGACCAAAAGUAUGAUGAACCAAGUGUGGAAAUCUCAUAUGCCUGUCAAUAUUUUGGAAAGCACCUAGAAGAAUUGCAGAUGCCACAAAAUUCACAAUCUGCCACCAGGACCCCACAAAUGGAUACACUGGUGCAUCAGUUCCUGACAGAGAAACUCCUUGCUUGGUUUGAAGUACUGAGCAUCUUGAGAAGGUUGGAUGUUGCAUGCCCAGCCUUGCUUCACCUGGCUAGAUGGAUGGAUUCAGAGCUUUGCAGCUUUGCAGAAGAUGCAGCUCAAUUCAUUCUCUACUUUGGAUUGCCCAUAGCAGUAUCAGCACCACACAUCUAUCUCUCAGCAAUGCCCUUUGCCCCAAGCACUUCUCUUGUUGCACAGAACUAUCAAGCAUCUCUUGUAAAAGCACUCACAGUCACAGAAGGCAAACUGAACAAGUGGCCUGCGCAGCAAAUGGCAAUCCACACUCAAUCAGUAGUUCACUCACUUGCCUUCUCCCCUGAUGGGAGGUGCAUCGCCUCUGGCUCAUGGGACAACACAGUCAGGGUGUGGAAUGCUCAGACAGGAGAGCCAGUGGGUGUUCCUCUCACAGGGCAUGAAGCUCAGGUCAAUUCUGUGGCCUUCUCCCCUGAUGGCAAGUACAUUGCCUCUGGCUCAGAUGACAAGACAAUCAGGGUCUGGAAUGCUGAGACAAGAGAGCCGGUGGUUGGACCUCUCACAGGGCAUGAAAAUUGGGUCACUUCUGUGGCCUUCUCCCCUGAUGGCAAGUACAUUGCCUCUGGCUCAUGGGACAACACAAUCAGGCUGUGGAAUGCUCAGACAGGAGAGCCAGUGGGUGAGCCUCUCACAGGGCAUGAAAAUUGGGUCACUUCUGUGGCCUUCUCCCCUGAUGGCAAGUACAUUGCCUCUGGCUCAUGGGACAACACAAUCAGGGUGUGGAAUGCUCAGACAGGAGAGCCAGUGGGUGUUCCUCUCACAGGGCAUGAAGCUCAGGUCAAUUCUGUGGCCUUCUCCCCUGAUGGCAAGUACAUUGCCUCUGGCUCACAUGACAAGACAAUCAGGGUGUGGAAUGCUGAGACAAGAGAGCCAGUGGUUGGACCUCUCACAGGGCAUGAACUUGGGGUCAGUUCUGUGGCCAUCUCCCCUGAUGGCAAAGAGCCAGUGGGUGAGCCUCUCACAGGGCACGGAGAUCUGCUCAAUUCUGUGGCCUUCUCCCCUGAUGGCAAGUACAUUGCCUCUGGCUCAGAUGACAAGACAAUCAGGGUGUGGAAUGCUCAGACAAGAGAGCCAGUGGGUGAGCCUCUCACAGGGCACGGAGAUCUGGUCAAUUCUGUGGCCUUCUCCCCUGAUGGCAAGUACAUUGCCUCUGGCUCAGAUGACAAGACAAUCAGGGUGUGGAAUGCUCAGACAAGAGAGCCAGUGGUAUUGCUGAGAACUGCUAUCCUGGAUGAGACUGGUUGGCUGAGGAGUCCCGGUGGAGAUCUCCUGCUCUGGAUCCCUCCUGUCCACCGCAAGGGUUUCCUGAGGCCAAAUGCCCUAUUUGUCAUCGGUGCACACCAAACCAGGCUGAACUUGGACAAUUUUGUGCAUGGGGAGGAUUGGGUGAAAUGUAUUGCGAAAUGA